GCCAUGGCUUGCCUUGGAUUCCAGAGGCAAGAGGCAGUGCUAGACCUGGCUUCCAGGACUUGGUCCUGCAUCAUCCUGUUUUCUCUUCUCUUCAUUCCUGUCUUCACCAAAGAUGCUGAUCCAUGGUGUUCAGUUGAAACAAAGCUCUUUAGAGGUUGAUACCAGGAAUGUUACGUGGCUGGAAAUGAUGAGUAUUUCCCCCGAAUGCUCUUCCACCUUAUCUCUCUCUAGAACUUUUUGGUUAAGAAACCAUGUAGUUUGUAAUAAGUAUAGUUGCUCAAAAGAUGUUUAAUGAUUUAAUUUUUACUGAAGAAAUACUCAUAUAAUUUUCUUAUAUUGAAUAUAUAAAAAUUAAAUACCCUUAGAAGCAUUCAAAUUUCCCAGAGGAAAUUUAUAUCAACUUGUAACUAGGAACCUUCCACGAUGGAUGCUGGAAAAUUGAGUGAGACGAGAUUUGGUGAUGAUACAUGUGAGCUCACCUGGGGGUGGGGUGGGACAUUUAGUACUCUUUAGGCUUAGCGUCAAUAAAAUAAAGAUUAUUAAGUGCUAAUUUGGGCAAGAUACAACUACUACUCUCAUGAGCCAGAGACAGAAGAGGGAGGAAAUAUGAUCAGCCCACAACAAUUUUAAUACAAGACAAAAUUUCAUUUAGUAACACAGUGGACUUAACAAAGUGCAAAGGGUGCUCAGAGGACAUUGCCAAAUAGGAAAAGAUGAGGGUUGGGAAAGGAGAUUGGAUCUAGCCAGUCAGAACUUCUGGGAUAGCUCAGACAAUGACUGCUGCCAUAUUGUUCUCUCUCCUGAAGACAGAUGUUGUCCAAUACAGGUGCUUGGUGUAAGGGACUAGUGUCUCUACUAUAGGGUGACAUAUAAGCAGGAUGGACUAUCCUGGAAACUCAGACUGGAAUUAGGGAGGACAUUAAAGUUAUUCAUUUGUUUUUGUGAUCAGUGUUAGUAAAGCAUCAAAGGAUUGCUACAUAUGAGUGACAUCAUUCAAUACAAGUUUUGGGUUUCACUUGUAAGACAAACUAGAGGGGGCCAGGUUAGUUACAGGAAGAUAAUUUGACACGAAGCCACCAUUUUUUAGAUGACACAAGCCUCUUUGUAUGAAGAGCCAGCCUCCUUUAUCUGGUAGAAGCCAGAGGGAAAGACAAAACGAAGGAGUACAGGAGCAUUCAGAUGAAGGAGAGAGGAAGGGCAGGGAGGCAGAGGUGUUGGCAGUGGCAGGGGAAGCCCACAGAAGUUAACAGCAGGGUUGCCUCAACCUAGAGAGGAAACGACCUGGUGCCCUCAGCUCUGUGGCUUUCUUCUUCUAAAGUGUGUCCCACUCUACAACAAUGAUACUGGGGAAGUGGGUGGCUUGUCCAGUGUACCAAGGCUUAGCUACUCCUGGGUGAUAGAGGUAUAGGGCCCAGUGAAAUAUGUAGGUAGAGGUUUUUCAGGUGUGCUUUGAGAGAUAAGGCGAGGUUCUGUACCUCAGCCACUAGAAUUCUCCCUACUACUCAUUAUAGUUCCUAAGCUAUAGUUCCGUAGUCUUAUUGUAACCUUAGGAUACCAGAGGGGAAGGCAGUUUGAUAGCAUCUCUUCUGAUCCUCUCUUACUAUAUGUGUGAAGGCCCUGGGGAGGGCAUAACUUGCCCCAAACCCAUAUUUCAUGGUAGAUCCAGGUCUUCUGUUUGCUAUGUCAGUGUUCUUCCUGCUACAACCAACUGUCUUGAUGAAACUAUUUCCCAAUAAGGAAACUUCUUUAUGAAGAGUAGCUAGAAGGUGGUUGAAAGAUGCAGGGGAGGCUGAGAAGAACAGAAGAGCAGUAAGGGUGAUGGAUUUCUUGAAGAGAUUCAGAAGAGAUGGAGAAGGCUCCUCAGGGAUAAGUCUUUCCUGGCCAGAGGUCUUGGGUGGGCCUGGCUACAGAUGAGCAUAAAUUCAAUGAGUUUCCUUUGGCUUUUCCAUGUCAGCAAUGCACGUGGCCCAGCCUAAAGUGGUCCUGGCCAGCAAUCGGGGUGUUGCCAACUUUGUGUGUGAAUAUGAGCCUUCAGGCAAAGCUGCUGAGGUCCGAGUGACAGUGCUGCGGCAGGCCAAUGAUGAGGUGACUGAAGUCUGUGCUGUGUACAUGACGGGGGACGAGUUGAACUUCCUAGAUGAUUCCAUCUGCACUGGCACCUCCAGUGGAAACAAAGUGAACCUGACCAUCCAAGGGCUGAGGGCCAUGGACAUGGGUCUCUACAUCUGCAAGGUGGAGCUCAUGUACCCACCACCCUACUACAUGGGUGUGGGGAACGGAACCCAGAUUUAUGUCAUUGACCCAGAACCAUGUCCGGAUUCCGAUUCCCUCCUCUGGAUCCUUGCAGCAGUUAGUUCAGGAUUGUUUUUUUACAGCUUUCUCCUCACAGCUGUUUCUUUGAGCAAAAUGCUAAAGAAAAGAAGCCUUCUUACAACAGGGGUCUAUGUGAAAAUGCCCCCAACAGAGCCAGAAUGUGAAAAGCAAUUUCAACCUUAUUUUAUUACCGUCAACUGAGAGACCAUUAUGAAGAAGAGAGACCAUAUUCCAAAUUCUAAGAGCUGAGGCAA
Messenger RNA from Nycticebus coucang (slow loris), 2567 nucleotides. RefSeq names its product cytotoxic T-lymphocyte associated protein 4 (gene CTLA4). Gene Ontology annotation, cellular component: membrane; external side of plasma membrane. The record is from RefSeq and is a predicted model, not a curated record. Gene Ontology annotation, biological process: negative regulation of regulatory T cell differentiation; B cell receptor signaling pathway; regulation of T cell proliferation. The transcript is spliced from 4 exons. The coding region runs from base 1948 to 2514 and encodes 188 amino acids. NCBI's taxonomy places the organism in Eukaryota, Metazoa, Chordata, Mammalia, Primates, Lorisidae.